GAGUCAGAAUUAUGAUAUAUUAAAUUGCAAUUCGGCAACAUAGUAACAUCUGUUGUGACUCUAUAUAACAAACUGCUUAUUUUAGUUUUAUUUUCAGAAAUCCUCGACAACUAGAAGAAACAGAACUAUCGAGACAUGAAAAUGUUCAAGAAUAUCACGGUCAUUUUCCUAGCGUCGUUAACAACAGUGAUAUCAGACCGACCUCCUGACAUUUACAUGCAACCAUAUGCAAAUGUGUAUUUCAAUCCUGGUGAAGAUGUGGAAUUGCCUUGCAGAGCGAAUGGAGUACCAAGACCAACUUAUAAGUGGAAGAAGAACGGCCGCUAUCUGAAUCUCAGUGGCAAAUUUCGUAAGUUGUCCGGCGAAGGUACCAUUGUGAAUAAUGCACUAGAGGAAGAGGACGAGGGCAUUUACCAGUGUAUGGCUGAGAAUGAAUUUGGAACAUCUCUUUCAAUCAAUGUCAACUUAAGAGCGGGAAAGCUGGGUGCAUUUGAUGUUUCGGAGCCCGUCACCUACCGUCCCAAUCUAGGGGAUUCUCUAACGCUGGACUGUGUCCCUCCCGUCAGCGUUCCCAAACCCAUCAUCGUGUGGGUUCUGCGGACACCUGAAGGUAGAUUUGAACCCAUCAACUACAACGGAAGAAUUUCACUGGACUUGGAAGAUCGCUUACACUUCGCCAAUAUUCUGAAGGAUGACGAACAGGAGGGCAAAGCUUACGUCUGUUUGGUCCAAAAUCCUAUUUUGAGACAAACUUCCUUCGGCAAACUCAACUACAUCAUCCCUGUGGGAAGAGUGCCAGCCUUAAGACCGGUGCAGUAUCUCUGGAGCUCGGCCUCUGAUAGUUUUGGACUGAGAGGAGAGACAUUUAGUCUCAAGUGUAUAUUCGGUGGAAACCCUACUCCGGAAGUGAGUUGGCAGAAAAACAAUACUUCGCUUCCUGUUCAGUACUUACUAAGAUCCUAUGGACAGGAGCUUUUCAUUCCUAGUUUGACAGACGAGGAUGCUGGACAGUACAAGUGUAUUGGCUUGAACAAUCAGGGAGCUGUUCUCUACCGAAACUUCAACGUUCGAGUGCAAUCGAAGCCAUAUUGGGAAGUUGAACCAACCAAUAUAGAAGCUAGAGUUGGAACAUCAGCAACCUUCAUUUGUAAGGCUAAAGGUGAUCCUAAACCAAAAAUAGUGUGGUUCAUAAAUGGAGUCAAACUGACAGGUUAUCAUCUUAAAUCCAAAGUACCAAUACUGCAGAGCGGCCGUGUUGUUCAGCCUAAUUCCAACAACCUAACGUUCGUCAACCUGAACGAGAGUGACCGCAUGGUCGUGCAGUGUAACGCCUCUAAUAAGCAUGGUUAUGUAUUUGCAGAUGUCUAUCUUGACAAUCUAGUGAUAUCCAACCGCCCUCCUGCCAUUUACAAGCAGCCAGAUUUUGAUGUAUACUUCAAGCGUGGUGAAUACGUGGCAUUACCUUGCAGAGCUAAUGGAGAACCCAAACCAACUUAUAGGUGGACGAAGAAUGGCAUCAAUUUUAAUAUCAGCGAUUUUGGCAACAAAUUUCUUCAGCUGUCGGGCGAAGGUACCAUUGUGAAUAACGCACCAGAGGAAGAGGACGAGGGCAUAUACCAGUGUAUGGCUGAAAAUGAAUUUGGAACAUCUAUUUCAAACAACGUCAGACUCAGAAUGGGAAAGCUGGGUGCAUUUGAUGAUUCGGAGCCCGUCACCUACCGUCCCUUUCUGGGGGAUUCUCUAACGCUGAACUGUAUCCCUCCCGUCAGUGUUCCCAAACCCUUCAUCGAGUGGGUUCUGCGGACACCUGAAGGUGGAUUUGAACCCAUCAACUACAACGGAAGAAUUUCACUGGAUUUGGAAGGACGUUUACGCUUCACCAAUGUUCAGAGAGAGGACGAGCAACAAGGCAAAGCGUAUGUCUGUGUGGUGGUUAAUGAUUUUUUGAGACGGAACUUGUUCGACAAAUCAAACUACAUCAUUCCAGUUAGAAAAUUUCCAGACUUGAACCCGGUGCAGUACUUAUGGACUUCUGCUUCCCAUGAAGUUGGCUUAAGCGGGGAACCAUUUAUACUGAAAUGCAUUUUCAGUGGAAACCCUACUCCGGACGUGACCUGGCUGAAAAACAAUACUUCACUUCCUGAACAGCACUUCCUAAGAUCCUAUGGACAGGAGCUCUUCAUUCCUAAUUUGAAAAAUGAGGAUGCUGGACAGUAUACGUGUUCUGGUUCAAACAGUCAGGGAAAUGCCUACCGAAAUAUUGACGUUCGAGUGCAAUCGAAGCCAUAUUGGGAAGUUGAACCAACCAAUAUAAAAGCUAGAGUUGGAACAUCAGCAACCUUCAUUUGUAAGGCUAAAGGCGAUCCCAAACCAAAAAUAGCGUGGUUCAUAAAUGGAGUCAAACUGACAGAAUCCAAAGCAGCAAUCACACAGAGUGGUCGUUUGAUUAGACCUAGUGCCGGCAAUCUCACGUUUAUCAAUCUCAACGAAAAUGACAGCUUGGUUGUACAGUGUAACGCCUCUAAUACAUAUGGUUAUGUGUUUGCCGAUGUUUAUCUGAAUAUUCCGGGUAGGUGUAUCAAGAUGCAAAAUGUUUAAGAUGUUCAUUUCCUUUCAGUUUUGAAUCGUGUUCAUAUGAGGUAAUUUAAGUCCCUUUUUAAAUUCUAAAUUCGAACUGAGACGACACCAACUGUUAGAUGAUUGUGAUAAGGCGGGGCGAAAAUGGACGACAUGUUGUAACAUCCAUGCAAAACGUUUGAGUAAAAUUAGUACCUUUUGUCAUGUGUACAUGCUAUAUAAUUAUAUGUGCUUUAUAUUCAAUAUUCCUCCACUUAAUUAAUCUCGGUGAAUAUAAAAUAUGUGAAAUGUAUUUAGUAUGAUUUUGUUUGAUCUUGAAUUGACACAAUUAUUGCAAUGUAGCGUGUAACAGCGAGGCGAGAAUUCAUUAUGAUAGUCUUUUAAAACACACACACACACUCGAGGUAUACUGUUUCAGGAUAUCUUUCAAUGGAAAAUGACAAAAUUAAUUUCUUCAUAUACAAUGUAUGACUGUUGAACGAUAAAUGGUGUUUAUAUGUAAAACUUAGGAAAAUGAUUUCAUUAAACUAUGAAAAUGUCGUACCUGUUAUAGUGAAGCUCGCCUCCAUUUAGAUAUUUGUAAUAUGGUACCUAAUAUCUGCUAAUAUACAUUGCAUAUUGUCUUUUCAAAUUAUUUUUUCACUGUAAAACAUUUUUAAGAUAUUGAAAAACUGUGAUGCUUUAAAAAAUAUUUCGGUUUGAAAAUAACAACUUUAAAGAUCCGUGAUAUAUCGCACUCGUUUUGAAAAUUUAUAACUUCGCAUCCAUUGACUAUACAGGAUUUCUAGAACCAAAUUAUUGAACAUGAGUACCCAUACAUAUGGUCAUGAGUUUUACAUACUAACAAUGGCAAUUGGUGAUUUCUUUACUUCCUCACUCGCAUACGUCCACCUGACAAACAGAAAAUUCCAGUUGCAUUGAAUAUGAUUAUGGUUUUUGUUUUAAAAAGUUGAACGGUUUUGAACAUCUGAUUAAUAAGAUUUUCAGAUGGAAAAAAAUUAAUAAGCUGUCAUAAAGAUUUAAGCAUGCAAGUAGUCAGAUAAAGGAGAAACUGUCCAACUUUCAGAGUAAAAAGAUUUUCCAAUUCAAGAGGAUGACAAUCAUUCACGUUUAAAAACUUUAUAUAACUUGUAAAGCGACUCUCUCUCUCUCUCUCUCUCUCUCUCUCUCUCUCUCAGUUAUCGAGAUCUAAGGUCUUCUGCGAAAUAGGUACACUCAAUAUCACAUUAAACCCUGAAAUGGAAAAUAGACUGAUACUUAUAUACAUAUCAUAGGCUGAAUAUGUAGAUUAUGAUAAAAGUUUUGAACGAAUUGAUUUUGCAGAUAUCAGGCGAUUGUAUACAUUAGACUGACCAUAUCAAGAAGAAAUUGUUUGAAUGUGGUCAUUAAAUUAAAUAUGUAAUACAUCUAUGAUCCAUUUCUAUUUUGACAUGACCGAUCGAUAGUUUUAACAAAGACCGUUUCUAAGCUACCUUUUAUGCUCUGAUCCUUAGACGAAUUUGACUCCACUUUUUGGUACUCUGAUUUUCCCUAAAUAGCUCUAUCAAGUUUAUUGUUAUUUCGGAUUUCAAACAUUUCGGUUGAGCAACACAGAAGAGACAUUAUUUGUCGAAAUGCGCAUCUGGUGCAUCAAAAUUGGUACCAUAUAAGUUUUACAUGCUAAUACUCACACACUUACUAAAUCUGUGGUUCUCCUCCUUUCGGAUUGCUUCAUAAUAGCUGUUAAUCAUCUUCAAACCUGCGAUAAACAUUACCCAACGUUUGUGUACGAAUAGAGUUCAGCUAUUGGGCGCCUCUGAUAUUGAGUAUAAUACUCGUAAUGCACAUGUAGUUCAUUUCACAUCAUGUUACAUGCAUUGUUUUAAUUACUGCAACAAAUAAAGAAAAAUCAAAGGUUUAAGAGUAAAUAUAUUGUCCCAGAAAAUAAAAUGAUAAGAAAAAAAUUACCCACUCGAACUCACAUUGUAUCACGUUAGUAUAAAAGAUAAAACAGGUUGAUUUCGAACUCGAGAAAAUUUGUACUUUCUAUCUCGAUGUGUUUUAUUGUAGUGCCGAUGAAUUCUCUCUCUCUCUCUCUCUCUCUCUCUCUCUCUCUCUCUCUCUCUCUCUCUCUGUAUGUCUCUGUCAAUUUCUGUCAUUUCAUGCACUUUAAUUGAGCAUUUUAAUUAUGCGGGUAAAAGACAAUAAAUAAAUAAAUAAAAAUCGCUACUUCCAUCGUUUUUCAUAGUACAUAUAUAUUAUAUUAGGGACAGUUUGGUGAACUGAUGUUUAAAAAAUAGCUUGAACUGAUUAGUUCAAUACAUUGCUUUUAUUAUCUUUUUUUUUUUUUUUUUUUUUUAGGUUAUUGAGACCUGCGGAGUGAUAAGUCAAGAUGCACGUUGUACCGAUCUGAGAAUCUUUGUAAUUUGAAUAAUUAGACAACAAGCUAUCAA
This is a messenger RNA of Ostrea edulis (European flat oyster), 5009 nucleotides long. RefSeq names its product neuronal cell adhesion molecule-like. Bases 136 to 2598 code for a protein of 820 amino acids. Gene Ontology annotation, molecular function: cell-cell adhesion mediator activity. NCBI's taxonomy places the organism in Eukaryota, Metazoa, Mollusca, Bivalvia, Ostreida, Ostreidae. Gene Ontology annotation, cellular component: plasma membrane; axon. The transcript is spliced from 18 exons. Gene Ontology annotation, biological process: homophilic cell-cell adhesion; dendrite self-avoidance; axon guidance. The record is from RefSeq and is a predicted model, not a curated record.